UCAAUAAAAAUAUCUGUAUUUUGUUGGCCGUACAAACACACAACACAUGUGGAGCCAAAAGUAAAAAAGGCGCCGAAUCAAAAUUUGGAUUUGAGGGCUUCCUUGGAAUGGUCCUUUGGAUCAGGGAAAUGUGGACUGGAUGCUCUGUUCUCCUUGUUCUGUGUCUCCCAGCUGCUACUCUUUCUCCUCACCACCAGAGUCUUUCCCCCCUUCUCCACUAAUCAAACCGAUUUCAAUUUGGUUUUUUGUUUGCGUUAGUCUCAGACUCACAUUCCUACCUUUUUCCCUCUUUUCUCAAUCUGAAGCUGCUGCAUCCUUUUCACGGAACAGCCUCUGUAAUGAGCUAGCGAAGAUUUUAUAAACCAAUUUCUGUCAGGUGGAAGCUCGUCUUGAUGGGGUUCCUAAUGCUCGCAUAUAUCACUCUUCUCUUGCUCUUCAUACUUUCGUUUCCUCUCUUUUCAUGCGGAGGGUUUCAAACCCAUGCCCUUGUUGCUUCCUCCGACCAUCUCGUGCCAUUUCCUGAAACUACUUCCCAUUUCAAGAAUGGGUUUCAAAGGAUUCUCCUCAGCGUCGCAUUAGGCGUCGUCACUGGAUUCGCCGGCGCUUUUCUCUCUGCUUGGUUCAUCCGCACCCUUGUGAGUUACCUAAACAGAACCCCACUUCUUGAAGGACCCCUAAUAUUUUCCCCCAAAAUCGACCCCGACGCUCUCCAGUCAGCGCUGCGGAACGAGACCCAGUUGCUCGGUUCGAGUUCGAGCCCACACGCGAAAUACUACAGGGCCAUUCUCGCUAAUGGCCUCGCAUUGGCGAUCAAGAAGCUUCAACCCAUUCAAUGCAGAAAGGCGGAGGCACGGCGGCGGAUGCAGCACCAGCUGGCGGUUCUUGCCAGUUUGAGGCAUCGGAAUCUGAUGACCUUACAGGCCUACGUCGGCGAAAUGGGCAGCUGCUGCUUGGUUUAUGACUUGGUGCCCAAUGGUUCUCUCGAGGACGCAAUGAGGAAAGUGAGAGAGAACCAAUUGGAACUUAAGUGGGAGGUUCGGCUGAGAAUUGCUGUUGGGAUUGCGAGAGGGCUUCUGUUUCUCCACUUUGAAUGCGACCCUCCAAUUCUUCACCGCAAUUUGAAGCCUUCGAAUGUGCUGUUGGAUGCAGAGUUCGAACCAAGGUUGGCUGAUUGUGGGUUAAUCAAUCUCGUGCUCAAUUUUGAUAGGCCACCUUCUUUGUACACCGCUCCCGAGUGUCUUAACAGCUCCAGGUAUACUGAUAAGAGCGACAUUUUCAGCUUUGGGGUGAUACUGGGCAUUCUGUUAAGCAGUAGAGAUGUGAUGGAGCAGUCGUCAUCGGACGGGGAAGGCGAGGAGACUGGGGAAGCGGCGGUGGACGGAAGCAUAAGCUUUAGAGAAGAAGGGGUGGGAGAAGAUGAGAUGGCGUUAGCAUUGAGAAUUGCUGGUGUGUGCGUAUCAGAUUUGGCUGAGGACARACCUUCCAGCGAUGAGUUACUUCUGAUGCUGACCCAAUUACAUUGCUUUUGAAGCAGUUGGGUCAGUCAUACAGAGAUAUGAAACUAAAAAUGGGUUUUUGCGGCCACCAUUGAUUGCAGAUAAGGUUGAGAAGGCGAAGGGGAUGGCAUUAAAUGGAGUCUUGCCCUGCACUCAAGACUCGAGACUUAGACUCAAAGCCCAUGCGGCAGCAGAGGUGAGAGACAUGCUCCAGCUCCAUAAUAGGAGCACCUCAACUUCCGAGUUCUCACCAAAUCCCAUGUCCUACUCCUGUCCCAAAAAUGCUUUCAUCUUCUCAAACUUCUCUUUUUAAUGAUACUUGGUCAUGGAAAAUCAUUUCUGUCCUGAAUGCUUAGGAAAAGGAAAAGGAACCUGUGUGAUAUUUGUUUGGAAGUCAAAAUUGAGAAACUCACGUGAUGUGCCACAUGAGAUUUGAAYUCAUUCUCCAAAAGUUUCUUCACUUUAUUCACAUGCCCCGUUGCCAAUGAGUCKACUCAUGAUGGUUAUAUUGAUUCAAUUUGAUUUGUUAGUCCAAGUCAAAUUGGCUCGCUAACAAUUGACAUCGAUGAGUUUGAAUCUUGGCUUUGCUAAUUAUAUAUCCCUUGAUAGAAUUAUUAUUUUAAAUGAUCUACAAUACAUGCUUGCUUCAAAUGUGGCAAAUUUUCAGAUAUUUAAGCUUUAACCGAAUCACAAGCAAUACACAUACAUAUAAUAUCCCUU
Messenger RNA from Momordica charantia (bitter melon), 2216 nucleotides. Its product is annotated as inactive leucine-rich repeat receptor-like protein kinase CORYNE. Gene Ontology annotation, biological process: protein phosphorylation. The record is from RefSeq and is a predicted model, not a curated record. Lineage: Eukaryota; Viridiplantae; Streptophyta; Magnoliopsida; Cucurbitales; Cucurbitaceae. Gene Ontology annotation, molecular function: ATP binding; protein kinase activity.